UUGGGCUAUUUGAAUAUUUUUAUGCAAACAUGGAUAUCAGACCGAAUCAUACUAUUUAUAUUAAUAAUAUGAAUGAUAAAAUAAAAAAAGAAGAGUUGAAGAGGUCGCUGUAUGCCCUGUUUUCCCAGUUUGGCCAUGUGGUGGACAUUGUGGCUUUGAAGACCAUGAAGAUGAGAGGGCAGGCCUUUGUGAUUUUUAAGGAACUGGGCUCCUCCACAAACGCUCUGAGACAGUUACAAGGCUUCCCCUUUUACGGGAAACCAAUGAGAAUCCAGUAUGCAAAAACAGAUUCUGAUAUAAUAUCUAAAAUGCGUGGCACUUUUGCUGACAAAGAGAAGAAAAAAGAAAAGAAAAAAGCCAAGGCCGUGGAACAGGCUGCAGCAGCUGCCAACAAAAAGCCUGGCCAGGUAACACCAAAUGCAGCUAAUAACCAAGGAAAUGCAGCAGCAAAUCCUCAGGUCCCUGAUUACCCUCCAAACUAUAUUUUAUUCCUUAAUAACUUACCGGAAGAGACUAAUGAGAUGAUGUUAUCCAUGCUGUUUAAUCAAUUCCCUGGUUUCAAGGAGGUACGUUUGGUACCUGGAAGACACGACAUUGCUUUCGUUGAGUUUGAAAAUGAUGGGCAGGCGGGAGCUGCCAGGGAUGCUUUACAAGGGUUUAAGAUCACACCAUCCCAUGCCAUGAAGAUCACCUACGCCAAGAAGUGACAUGUGGGAGAGUCCUUUCUGCAGGGCCUGGCGUUAUUUAUAGUGUCUGUCGAUACCAUUGUGGGGUGGGGGGGAGUGGAAUUUUUGUGAAGGACUUAAAAACUAAUCUAGUCUUUAGCCUUAGGGAAAUAUGAAAUAUGAAUGCCUUAAUUUUGUACAAUAAACUUAUUUGUAUUCUGUA
Ochotona princeps (American pika) is the source of this 888-nucleotide messenger RNA. RefSeq names its product small nuclear ribonucleoprotein polypeptide B2 (gene SNRPB2). NCBI's taxonomy places the organism in Eukaryota, Metazoa, Chordata, Mammalia, Lagomorpha, Ochotonidae. Gene Ontology annotation, molecular function: U1 snRNA binding. Bases 30 to 707 code for a protein of 225 amino acids. The transcript has 7 exons. Gene Ontology annotation, cellular component: U1 snRNP. Gene Ontology annotation, biological process: mRNA splicing, via spliceosome. The record is from RefSeq and is a predicted model, not a curated record.